Messenger RNA from Plasmodium falciparum 3D7, 975 nucleotides. Its product is annotated as rifin. The record is from RefSeq and is a predicted model, not a curated record. The transcript has 2 exons. Bases 1 to 975 code for a protein of 324 amino acids. NCBI's taxonomy places the organism in Eukaryota, Apicomplexa, Aconoidasida, Haemosporida, Plasmodiidae.
AUGAAAAUCCAUUAUACUAAUAUAUUAUUGUUUCCUCUAAAAUUAAAUAUAUUAGUAAAUACCCACAAAAAACCACACACCACAGCACGUCAUAUACAAACUAACAGAUUAUUAUGCGAGUGCGAAUUAUAUAUGUCCAAUUAUGACAACGAUCCUGAAAUGAAAUCUGUGAUGCAACAAUUUCAUGAUCGUACAAAACAAAGGUUUCAAGAAUACGAUGAAAUGUUGCAAGAAAAACGACAAAUAUGUAAAGAUACAUGUGAUAAGGAAAUCCAAAAAAUUAUUUUAAAAGAUAAAAUUGAAAAAGAAUUAAACGAAAAAUUUUCUGCGUUACACACGGAUAUACAAAGUGACGCCAUUCCAACAUGUAUUUGCGAAAAAUCAGUAACAGAUAAAUUUGAAAAAACUUGUUUAAAAUGUUCAGGGAUAUUCGCUACGGCGGUACCUGAAUUGGGAUUAAUAGGUGGAACUGUUGUAUAUGAUGCAGCAGUAAAGGCUGCUACGAAAGCUGCUAUUAAAAAAGCGAUUGAAGAAGUAGGAAAGAUAUUUUUCCUAGCUGAUGAAUCUACUAUGCAAUGGACGAACAUGAUUAACGCAGGAAAUUAUAGUGAUAAAAUGUCUCUUGUUAGUAUACUGACCUCUCUAAAUAAUGGGUGCCAGGAUGGUGAAGCUGUUGCAGGUCCUUUAUUUUGCACGGCAUCAAAUGCUUUAACUGAAAGUGGUAAUCCUUAUGUGUUUACUAGAACUAUUUCUGAAAAGGCAGCAAAUGCUGCAGAUGCUGCUCGCAAAGCAGCAAGUGGGAAAUUUGCUGAGAUGACAAGUGUGGGUACCAUUUUUUCUGAUCCUAUUGUAAUUUCAGCUAUAGUAGUCAUUUCUAUAGCUGUUAUACUUUUAAUUAUUUAUUUGAUAUUACGUUAUCGAAGGAAAAUCAAAAUGAACAAAAAAUUACAAUACAUAAAAUUAUUAAAAGAAUAG